This is a messenger RNA of Anopheles aquasalis, 1059 nucleotides long. RefSeq names its product ankyrin repeat and SAM domain-containing protein flippy (gene flip). NCBI's taxonomy places the organism in Eukaryota, Metazoa, Arthropoda, Insecta, Diptera, Culicidae. Gene Ontology annotation, molecular function: protein binding. The record is from RefSeq and is a predicted model, not a curated record.
AUGCCUACCAAGAAUCACAUGCUGUGGCCGAGAUUGGGCUAUGGAUUAGAACUGCCACCUUGUCGUAAGUCACUGACGCGACCGGCCGGUACACUGGGACCCCGAGAAUUGCCGGAUCGCAUCAGCGUUCGUGGUUUGAACGGAAUGGUGCCGAUAAAAGUACUCUCCUCGGACGAUUGGUUUGAGAUAUCGCUCGUACGCCAAACCACAUCCUCCAUUUCCUUCCAGUGGACAUUCCGAAAUCCCCUGGCCAUCCCAUACGACCUAUUCAAGCUCGAACAGUGCUACAGUGUAAAGCGUGACCGAUGGCAAACCGUGUAUUGGGGUACCGGCGCUAACCUAACGGUGCGCAAUCUGGAACAAAAUCUCUGCUACUCGUUCCGGGCCACCGUUCUCCACCAACCGACCGAUGGCGCGGACUUCCAGUACGUGUACCAAUCGCCCGUCUUCAAAGCCUGCACCCUACCAAACGUUCCCUCGACGAUGGGUGUGUACCGAGCGGUCAAAAAGGGACAACCAGGGCUUGUCCGACGGCUCCUGUACACCCGCCCCGAACUCGUCAAUGUCCCGGUGCACGGUGAAACGUUUCUUUAUCUCGCGGUGCGAAGCGGAAGCGUAGACCUGGUAAACGUGCUGCUCGAUUCCGGUGCCAACAUUGAUCUCGGUGUCCCGGAUACCGGCGUCACCCCACUCCAUCUGGCCGUCUACGAUCGCAAUCUGACGCUCGUGCGUCAUCUCAUCGAGCGAGGGGCAAAUCUGCAAGCGCAGAACUGUGUCGGUAUGACGAUCGGCCAUUACGCCAUCGAUACGAACGAUCUGACGAUGGUAAAGUACGUCCUCGGACAGGGCAUCAGUCUGGAGACGCGGGAUCGAUGCCACUGGACGCUCAUUUUCCGGGCCAUUUACAUGCGCGCCUCGGUGGACGUCGUGCGUCAUUUGCUGGAACGGAAGUGCCGGUUAAAGGUGAAAGAUCGGUUACGCUUGACGCCACUGUACUACGCCAACAUGGUGGGAAAUGAGGAGAUUAUUCGGUUGCUGAGACGACGAUUAAAGAUUUGA